This is a messenger RNA of Umbelopsis ramanniana AG, 1131 nucleotides long. RefSeq lists its product as uncharacterized. Gene Ontology annotation, molecular function: methyltransferase activity. The record is from RefSeq and is a predicted model, not a curated record. Lineage: Eukaryota; Fungi; Mucoromycota; Umbelopsidomycetes; Umbelopsidales; Umbelopsidaceae. The transcript has 9 exons. The coding region runs from base 1 to 1107 and encodes 368 amino acids.
AUGCCUUUUGGUCAUUUCAACAAGAAGAAGAACGCAUCUAAGGCGUCCGUAUGCAGUUCAAUACGUUCAAGACAGAAUAGCAACGUGACCUUCGAUGGUCGACUUCAAAGCUCGAAGUUAACCACUAGCAUAAGUAAAAGUGAUGUAACUGCGGCGAGUGAUUUGGACAGCGAUCCUAAAGAAAAGGGCGACCAAUUCUACAAUUAUCACGGCCGCGCAUUUUUACCUGAAGUAGACGGAAAACAAUAUUUAUUACCAUGCGAUGAUGAGGAAGUAGAGAGAAUGGAGGUUCAUGAGCUUGCCCUUUGGCAUGUCUUUCGCAAGUCACUUUUUGCGCCGGUAGCAGAUGACUUGGAAGAAGGAAUACGAGUUUUAGAAGUUGGAAUUGGAACAGGAAAAUGGAUAACGGAUCUUGCCUUUAAUCACCCUAAAUCUCAAUUCAUUGGAACUGACAUAUACAUAUACCCUACAACUGAUCUGCCAAUCAACUGUCAAUUUAAACCGGUUGAUACAACUGAAGGAUUGCCUUUCCCGGACAAUUCAUUCGAUUAUGUUGUGCAACGCAACGCGCUCUACAAUUAUACAAGAAAGGAAUGGGAAAAUAUUGUGAUACCAGAAAUGAUUAGGGUAUUGAAACCAGGGGGUUGGAUUGAAUUUGUUGAAGGAGAAACAACAAUACAAGACGCUGGACCGAAAAUGUCUACUUGGCUCAUGCGACUAAAUGUAACGCUCCAGUCGCGCACAAUCCAUACUAGAGUGGGGCGGCAGCUUGGUCAUUGUUUACAAAGUAAUCCUGCAUUGCAAAAUGUGGAGGCCUCCUUUCGAUCAGUACCUCUCGGCUGGUUAGGAAAAGUAGGUGAUAUCGCGCUGGAAGCACACAGACGGCUAUUUGAUUCACUUCGACCUAGAAUGUGCGACGAUUGGGAUAUGGAGCCAUUCAAAUACGAUCUAUUGACAAAAUCGGCCAUAACCGAAUGCAAGGAGUUUCGGUCGUGGUCAAACUAUUAUUAUGCUAUUGCUCAGAAAUCUGGCGAUGGCAAUGUGACAGUUCCUGUAAUUGUAGUAGAGCCAACGGUUCACCAGGAUGAGGACGAGCCUUAUUUUUGAUCAAAACGUACAAUAGACUGAAUC